Sapajus apella (tufted capuchin) is the source of this 273-nucleotide messenger RNA. RefSeq names its product serine protease inhibitor Kazal-type 2-like. Gene Ontology annotation, molecular function: protein binding; serine-type endopeptidase inhibitor activity. The record is from RefSeq and is a predicted model, not a curated record. The annotation marks the transcript as partial. Lineage: Eukaryota; Metazoa; Chordata; Mammalia; Primates; Cebidae. Gene Ontology annotation, biological process: spermatid development; negative regulation of serine-type endopeptidase activity. The transcript has 2 exons.
CUGUAUCUCAAGUCAUUCUCAAAUUUCUCUGUCUCUUUUUUCCAUCCAAACUGUGCUCAGUAUAAAUUACCAGGAUGUCCCAGGGACUUUAACCCUGUGUGUGGCAGUGACACGUCCACUUAUCCCAAUGAAUGUACUCUGUGCAUGAAAAUCAUGGAAGAUGGUCAUGAUAUUAAAAUCAUCCAAAAUGAACCCUGCUAAUGGAGCAGUUUACAGAAAAGAAGAUGGAGUUACCACCUUGAUUGGCACACUAGAUAAAUCGCAUUUCCUCUU